Messenger RNA from Branchiostoma floridae (Florida lancelet), 5296 nucleotides. Its product is annotated as dolichyldiphosphatase 1-like. Gene Ontology annotation, biological process: lipid biosynthetic process; protein N-linked glycosylation. The transcript is spliced from 9 exons. Lineage: Eukaryota; Metazoa; Chordata; Leptocardii; Amphioxiformes; Branchiostomatidae. The record is from RefSeq and is a predicted model, not a curated record. Gene Ontology annotation, cellular component: endoplasmic reticulum membrane; intracellular membrane-bounded organelle. Gene Ontology annotation, molecular function: dolichyldiphosphatase activity. Bases 77 to 823 code for a protein of 248 amino acids.
CAAAUCUAUCCGGAAGUCUCGUCUGAAGUCCCGUCAUUUGCCGGGAUCUCGCGAGAUUUGCAGGGCUAGGAUCGGGAUGGCUGCGGAGGGUGAGUGCCUGCCGGUUUGGGGAGAAGAAAACCUGUAUUCCGAGCAAACCACACGGUGGAAACCCAUCUCCCUCACACAUGUGGAGUACGAAGAAGGGGACCUGAUCGGCAAGGGUCUGGCCUGGUGCAGUCUCACACCAGUGUUCAUCUUGGUGGGGUUUGGAACCCUUCUGCUGUUCAGAAGAGAACUACAUACUAUAUCCUUUCUAGCAGGCAUCCUGUUGAAUGAAGCUGUUAACUGGGUCCUAAAGCACCUCAUCCGUGAGCCCAGACCAUGUAGAGGUCACUCUGUAGUCUUCAGUGAGUAUGGAAUGCCAUCCAGCCAUGCCCAGUUUAUGUGGUUCUUCUCUACAUAUAUCAUCCUUUUCCUGUAUGUGAGACUGCACCAGUCUUACACCAGCACUCUACUAGAAAACAUGUGGAAACACUUAACAGCAGUGGGAGUCUUUCUGCUGUCCAUGCUUGUAUCCUAUAGUAGGGUUUACCUUCGCUACCACACCACAGUACAGGUGGCAGCAGGUGCUGUAGCAGGCAUUCCUCUAGGCAUCGUGUGGUUUGCCAUUGUACAGCUGGCGUUGACCCCAUGGUUUCCCAUGAUCGCUGCAUGGCCAAUCUGUGAACUCUUCAUGGUUCGAGAUUCCACUCUCAUCCCUAACAUCCUGUGGUUUGAGUACACUGCGGCAAGAGCUGAAGCAAGGACCAGGCAUCGCAAGUUGGGGACCAAGUGCCAAUGAAGAGUUGGUGCAGCACAGGCAAAGACAUCUCCCAUGACAAGAUAUCAUCAUAGGGCUUGUGUUGUGGUUUGGUUAGGUGUUAAGCCUUGGUGCAGCAUUGCUAUAACAAAGUCUGCCACAGGCUUGUUUAAAAAGUGAUCAAGGCUAGCAUCUUCCAACAACGCCAGGACGGCUUGUACAAGUAGUGGUGUGUGGUGCAUCAGUAUCAAAUUCUGCAGGGGGAGCACACCCUGUCAUGUGUGAUUAGUCAAGGAGAGAAACAUUUUUCUUAGCUUUUUAAGAAUCGAGAAAUUAAGCGGAAAGAAUACAGAUAUAAAAAUACAGUGUCAGGCAAUAAACUUAGGAUAAUUUUAGGGCAAUUUUUUUUACUUCAAGAUGGACAGAUUCAACAUACUCAAAGCGGUAUCACUGCUGGUCUUUUGAAAGAUUUUCUAAGUAAUUUUGUGGAGAAAUUCAGUUGCAUUUUAGAUGAAAUCUUGGUAUAAUUCUAUAAUAAGAUUAUUAUUUAUGAUAGGAAUCUAUCAGUUAUCACAGCCAUUGUCAGAUGUUCAUUUUUAGUGAAAUCAACUCUAAAAUAAGGUCAGUCUCCUCCAAUUUAGAAAGUUAGAUACAGCAGAGCAUAUCAUAAGACGUGUCCAUUUUGCUAGAAAAAAAGAAGCACAUUUCUGUGCAUUCACCUGAUUGUUGCAUACUCAAAAUUUACUUUCACCAAAUAAAAGGUGAGCAUUAUAAACAAGAUCUUUUAGAAAUGGUUAUCAAAAAGUCACAAAAAGAUUUAGGAGUGUACAGUAUUUCUGGUGUUGAUGCUAAUAAAGAGACCAGUUGAAAUGAAUCCAUUCCACAAUAAAAUGGCUGCAAAGAAGAGCUAGUUGUAAACCGUAGAAAGAAAAAUAGUCGUUUGUAGCUGUUAUUAUUGAGGCAUUUAACACAUGCCUGAAAAAGGGCUAUCGUCUACAUUAUAAACUUGAGUUAGGAACGUACCAUUCCAGAAUCAGGGUAAACCUUCACUGCCUUUUAGGCUUUGUACUUGAAGUGAGAGUAGAUGAAGUCAAGUUGCGAUCACUCAGGGCAUCGACCUGGUACUUCUUUUGCCACAUUUCAAAAAUCGUAUGGGCGCCAGAGAUGCCUUUCUGCUGUUGGUGGAAGAUGCUGCAAUGCUCAGUAGGAAAACUUUCAAGAAGGCUCCGCCCCUAAGGCAUCGCCAAAAAAAGACUGUAAGCAAGCCAAAUCCAAGGAUGCGCCCUCUUGGGUUAACUUGGAUGCGUUUACCUGAUAUCGGAGGGGACUUGCUAUGGAAAACUUGCAGGCGUUUGUCUGUUACGACGAUUUUUCACGAAAACUCUCUUGUGGAACAUGAUAACGUUAAAGAGCUAAAAGAGGUUUUUGCGCCAAGCAUUUCCAACAUGGCAUCCAUGACAAUUGGAGAACGGUAUACCGUUUCUGUGCAAAAAUACGUUCCUUGCCAAAUGUAUAUUACAAUAAGACUGUUAAUUGUUGUGGAGCUCCUUACUUUCCGAUUUGGGCCAAAUUUGCACUCAGGACAAGUUGAAGCCACUCUGUCUUCUUUUUUUUGGUGUUGCAUUCUGCCUCGCACAUGCUUAUGUGUUGGUGUAGUAUGAAGCAAAAAAUUUUAAUAAAAGAGGAGACCUAAAAGAUAUAUAUAUAUAUUCCAGAACAAUGUGGCUUUGUGGAUGUGUGCAACUAUUUCACAGAGAGCAAAAUGUUCUUCCAAAAGUUAUUUACAGUGUAAAGAAUGGUAUAGAAUCACAUAGGGAUUUAUUAGGUUUGGCUUCUAGUUUGUUGCAUGUAAAAGCAAAGGGGAAUUCUUUUCCAAAAUUGAAAGACUUAAGAAAACUUGAAGCAGUUUCUUUGUGUGAGACUUUGAUGAUGCAUGUAAGUAACAUUUGUAAAGAAAUAUUUGCAUUUUAUCAGAAAUAGAUACAGAAAUCCAUAUCCUCUUUUCAUACCCCCAAGAAGCAAAUGGUUUGACCCAGACCUCCUUUCCAUCCAAGCAGGGCCCUGCCAAGCAAGGUUGUAAUCUUUAGCAAGCAGAUGUUUGGAGGUUAAGUCAUUAUGUACAAGUAUUCCUAGCUGCACAUAUCUGUUAAAAACUGUCUUUCUCAGUUUGUAGUAGGAAUGGGCAGCUACGAAAAUGAUUUUUCCUACAAACAUCUGCUUAGAGAUCAUCCCACACUGUUGAGGAAGAACUGAGGGCAAGGACAGUGCACAUGACGUAUAUAUCAGGAACAAUGGAUCUCUUCAGAAAUCGCAUUGUUGUACCAGUUCAUCAAGAGUUUUGUACAGUGUGCCAGUUGAGUUUCAAGAGUUCUCCAAAUUUUCUACACUAUAUAACUGGACAAAUAAAAGGAAGAGACAGUUGUUGUACAAGUACAUUGAUGUAUAGUUGAGGCUGGAAUUUUUAACCAUUUUAUGCAAGUUGAUGUUGUACGCUUGUUGCAAAUCAUUUGAUUAUUCCUUUGGAUACCGAGAAGGAAGAAAAUGUGUGGUGAAGGCAAUUUAUGUCAGCAGAAUAGAAAUAUGUGGGUUGAAGCUACUUGCAGUCAAAGGACUUUACAAUUCAUGAUCCUCUUUUAGGAUGCACCAUACGAAUGCCUUGUAACUUUUUUUUGAUGUACUUUAUUUUUUACCAUUAGUAUUUUUAACAGCAGCACUUUUUCUGUGUGGGUUUCAAUGCUAGUUGACUUGUUUUGAAACUUCAAGAUCAAUACAUAGGGUCAUAUAAAGAGCUAUUUCAAUGUGUUGACUUGUAUGCAUGCAGGUAGUAUAAACCAUGCACUUGAUAUGUACAAUAGCCAGAUACAAUGACAGUAUGUAGCAAAGACUGGUAUAAUCGUAAAAAUUGAUCUAACUUUGAGGCGCAAUUCUCUCUACCGCAGAAAGAGAUUUUAACUGGGUAUUGUUACUAGCAACUUUUGAAGCAUCCAUUAUGUACAUACACAAAUCCCUACAAUGUUGUUUUAUACACUGUUGUGCCAAACAGAUCUUUAAUAAGAUUGUGUGUCUCCACAGUUGUGCGCAGGUAUUGUACAUGAAAGGUGUUAUGAGGAAUAUGUAAUGAACUUUUUGACAGAUUGCAUUGCAUGCUGGGAGCUGCAGAGCACUAUGGGUAGUGUAGCAUGCAAAAACAGCAUUACCAUGACAAUCCUUAUCCAUAUCUGCAGAGCACUAUGGGUAGUGUAGCAUCCUUAUCCAUAUCUGCAGAGCACUAUGGGUAAUGUAGCAUGCAAAAACAGCAUUACCAUGACAAUGCAAAUUUGCCCUCAGCACUACCCAUAUUGCCCUGCAUCUCCCAGCAUGCAAUGGGGUCAUUGAAAAGGUCUCUGGAAGACAUGCUACCUGCUUUGAUGUGGGGAAGACCAUUUCACUUUCAAAGUUGAAGAAAAACUGUCAAAUUCUGUAGGAUAAAAAGUUGACUGGGAAUGUAGCAAUGAAGAUGAAGAAAUAUCUGGAUUGGAUUUGUUUGCCAUAGAAAUUGAAUGGUGUAAGAUAUCAAGACAACCAAUGUCCUGAUUGGUGUAGUUUUUGAAAUAUUGUUUAACAACUGUAAUUUUGUCUGAGUUGAGUGUUUCUUGCAGUAAAAAAGAAGAACACAAAGAUGUACAUUGUACAUGUAGAAUUGAACUAUGUUAACUAUGUGCGUUCAAUGCAAGGUAAACACAAUGUUAUACCUUGGCUGUUUUUAAUGGAAGCAGCCAAAACUUGAUUUUACAGUUAAAAUACUCUGGCGACCCUAGAUCAGAUGUAAGUGCUCAAAGUAGCUUUUCUCCUGAGGUGUCGCCAAAAAGAAAGCUACGAUUUGCAAUAAGAUUGCUUAUUUUUCAACAUGCAUGUGUAUUCUGAGUAUCCAGGUUUGUUUUUUUUUAAUUUGAAGUAGCAUUGUUGCAUGUGGUGGGUUAUAUGUGGAAACAAAUUAUGUUUGUCCCCAAAAAGUCCAAAAUCAAUAAUUAUGCAUAUCAUAUCCAUAUAUAAAACUUGUUUGGAUGUACUUGUGUAUUUAGAAUGGGAUCAAUGAAUCACCAUAUGGAAGCAGGACAAUACUGUAAAGAAGGCUAUGCCCCUCAGGCGUCGCCAAAAAUGGUUCCUUGAUGUGAAACCAUAAUAAGGGUUGCUAUAAUGAGUAGUUUUUAAGAUGUUAUAUCAUGGGUUGCAUUGACUUCACCGCAUUUUGUACCAGGCAAUAUCUAUUUUUCAAUAAUGAUUGUACAUCUAAGAGGUUGCAUUGUUUUAUUAAUUGAUUUAUUGAUUCUUAAUAGUUUCUGCUGGCCUUUUUGUAAUUUAAGGAUUUAUAACUUGCAAUAUUUUGGUAUUCAAUGUUAUGUACUCCAAACAGGGCUACAGUCAAUGAUUUAUUUAUCUAUGAAUAUUUUAUGGUGCUGAUACAUAAUGUAUUAGGAUUCAUUUGUCUUAAUUAUCUGUUUUUCAAAGAUAAAUAAAAGGAAGGUAAAACAAAAA